Messenger RNA from Pelobates cultripes (western spadefoot toad), 1763 nucleotides. The record is from the annotation of a GenBank genome assembly. NCBI's taxonomy places the organism in Eukaryota, Metazoa, Chordata, Amphibia, Anura, Pelobatidae.
AUGUCGAAAUUUGAGAUGGAGCACGAGAGGAAGCGCCCCAAAAACUGGAGCUUUAAUUACGGAGUGAAAGACCAACCACGGGAACAGCUUAACUUCCGGGAUUCUUCACGCCAGAUCCAUCAGCAUCUAGCUAAAAAAUGUCGAUUUGACCAGAACAUGGAAAAAAGACGUUCUGUGCAAGAUAAAAUGGAUGGAUCGGAGAGGCAGAACUAUCCCCAAAACUGCCAGUCCCAAUGUGGAGGAGAGGUGGGAAGAAGGCAAGAGAAGAGAAAGAUGCAGAAUGUUAACCAUGCCAGACAGGUGCCCAAAGAUGACCCGCAGUUUGGGAGAUCCCAACAGUGUAGAGGGAACAGCACCAAGAAUGGUCAUUGGUAUGAGGUUAAAAGUGGCAGAGGAGAACCUGGCCAAACUCAGGUCAAUGAAAGCCCAGUGAUUCGCAGUCGUAAACUCAAAAGAUGCUGGGAAGGUAAGCUCAUUUUUUUCCUCCUAACCUACUGUUUCCGUUUGUCAAACGUGUUUUGUUAGAAUUGUUGAUGGGUUUUUUAACCUGUUGUACUGCACUGCAGAAUAUGUCAGCACUAUAUAAAUCAUUGUAAUUGUUAUUUAAGGUCAAGCUGAAGCCAAAAAUGAGGACGGUUUUCAUCCUAAAAGAAAACAGAAUGCAGAUAUGGAGUACAGUCCUCCUAGAAUGACAUUAGAGGAGCUGGAUAAAAAACUGGCAGAAUACGACCUACCUACUCAAAGUCUGCCAGUUAAAUCAACGGACCUUAACUAUCCCCAAAAUUGUCAGUCUCAGUUUGGGAGAUCCCAACAGAUUAGAGGGGAUAGCACCAAGGAUGGUCGAUGUCCAGAAGUUAAAAGGGGCAGAGUGGAAGCUGGUCAAACUAAGGCCAAUGAAAGCCCAGUGUUUCGCAGUCAUAAACGAAAAAGAUGCUGGGAAGGUAAACUCGUUUGUUUCAUCUUCACCUAUUGUUUCUGUUUGUCAAAUGUGUCUUGUUAGAAUUGUAUGUCUUUUUUUUUACCUAUUGUACUGCGCUGCAGAAUAUGUCAGCACUAUAUAAAUCGUUGUAAUUGUUAUUUAAGGUCAAGCCGAAGCCAAAGAUGGGGACGGUUUCCAUCACAAAAGGAAACGGAAUGCAGAUAUGGAAUACAGUCCUCCUAGAAUGACACGAGAGGAGCUGGAUAAAAAACUGGCAGAAUACGACCUACCUACUCAAAGUCUGCCAGUUAAAUCAACGGACUUCAACUAUCUCCAGAAUUGUCAGCCUCAGUUUGGGAGAUCCCAACAGAUUAGAGGGGAUAGCACCAAGGAUGGUCGAUGUCCAGAAGUUAAAAGGGGCAGAGUGGAAGCUGGUCAAACUAAGGCCAAUGAAAGCCCAGUGUUUCGCAGUCGUAAACGCAAAAGAUGCUGGGAGGGUAAGCUCAUUUGUUUCCUCUUCAUCUACUGUUUCUGUUUGUCAAAUGCGUCUUGUUAGAAUUGUAUGUCUUUUUGUUUUUUUUACCCAUUGUACUGCGCUGCAGAAUAUGUCAGCACUAUAUAAAUCGUUGUAAUUGUUAUUGAAGGUCAAGCUGAAGAUGAGGACGGUUUCCAGCCCAAAAGACAACGGGUCGCAGAUGUAGAUUUCACUUCUCCCAGAAUAACACUAGAGGAGCUGGUUAAAAAGCUGUCAGAAAUACGUGUUGAAAGCCGGCCAGUUACAUCAAUGGACGUCAACCAUUCCGGCACACAAGACUCAUCUGUUGAAGAUAUGGAAGUCGAUUAG